AUGAGACACACGAGAACCACAAAACCAUCAACAACCUACCGAGAAAUCCGAGCAAAACACACACCAAAAACAAUAACCGUCUACCAAGCCUACAGCCCAACAAUAGCCAUCCCAGCCCUGGAAGCCCAAACCUUCGUCCCACCCUUCUCCCGCUCAAGAAUGACCUGGAUAAAACCGUCCUUCCUAUGGAUGGCCUACCGAUCCGGGUGGGCCAGCAAACCAAACCAAGAACACAUCCUAGCAAUAGAGAUCACGCGCGAAGGAUUCGAAUGGGCAUUGAGGAAUUCUUGCUUGAGCCACUACACGCCUGGGAAUGAUAUCGAGCGUGAUGAAUGGCAAGCGAAGAUGCGUGCGAGUCCAGUGCGCGUGCAAUGGGAUCCGGAGCGGGAUUUAGAUUUGGGAUUCAGACCUUUGAAUCAUCGGAGUAUUCAGAUUGGGUUGAGUGCGGAGGCUGUUGGGAUGUAUCUUGAUCGGUGGAUUGUUUCGAUUACUGAUGUUACUGGUGUUAUGAAGAAGGUUGAGGGGUUGCUUAAAGAUGGCGACGUGGAGGGUGCGAGAGCUUGUUUACCUGAGGAGACGGUUUAUCCAUUAUCGGAGGAGUUGCAGGAGUUGUUGAAGAUGGGUAGGAUGUAA
Molecule: messenger RNA, 633 nt
Organism: Penicillium canescens
Lineage: Eukaryota; Fungi; Ascomycota; Eurotiomycetes; Eurotiales; Aspergillaceae
Product: DUF4291 domain-containing protein
Exons: 1
Coding region: 1-633 (210 amino acids)
Source: RefSeq, a predicted model, not a curated record